This is a messenger RNA of Pseudomassariella vexata, 2877 nucleotides long. RefSeq names its product eukaryotic translation initiation factor 3 subunit 7-domain-containing protein. NCBI's taxonomy places the organism in Eukaryota, Fungi, Ascomycota, Sordariomycetes, Amphisphaeriales, Pseudomassariaceae. The record is from RefSeq and is a predicted model, not a curated record. The transcript is spliced from 8 exons. Gene Ontology annotation, cellular component: eukaryotic translation initiation factor 3 complex; cytoplasm. Gene Ontology annotation, biological process: translational initiation; regulation of DNA-templated transcription. Gene Ontology annotation, molecular function: translation initiation factor activity; DNA-binding transcription factor activity. Bases 1 to 2877 code for a protein of 958 amino acids.
AUGAACCUGGGCAUUCUCAAGACCCUGACUGAGAAGAAGACGACAAGAGAUGGCCAACCUGCCAAGCGGCGAGGGCCAAAGCCGGAUAGCAAACCAGCUCUGACCCGCCGCCAGGAGUUGAAUAGGCAGGCGCAAAGAACGCAUCGCGAGCGUAAAGAGCUGUACAUCAAGGCUCUUGAAGAUGAAGUGCUACGCUUAAAAGAGGUGUACAGCAAUGUCUCGGGGGACAAAGACAAGCUGGCCGAAGAGAACAAGCAUCUCAAAAGCCUGCUGCACCAGAAUGGGAUAUCUCCCGCGUCUGCGGGUCCCAUGGAAGAUGUAUUGAGCAACCCGAGUCUCGGGUAUACCUCAAGCAGUAGCGUCGCAGGCAGCUUUGCCCCUGGCUCACAAGUCGCAUACACACCUCCCCUGAUCUCACAAUCGACCGCGCCGACCAUGUCGGCGUCGUCUCAAACGAUGGGUGGGCAACAACAUCAACAUAUGCGGAACGCAAGCCAACAGCAAUCUAGUCGCGUGGACUACGAUCAAGCAGGAAUAGAUUUCGUUCUAACAAGACCGCUGCCAGUGCACACUAAUCGCAACAUUCCGGCGAUAUAUAGUCUCGAGAAACCCUGCAUGGACCAUAUGCCUUGGCUACUCAAAAGAUCGGCCAACGAGCAGGGCGGCGAGCCUUGUGGACAUGCACUAAUGGCCUCGUGCCCGCCCGAGCCCUUUUCCGAGUUGGGCGACGAUGUUCCCUUUGGUUUCCAGUCUCACUCACAUUCGCAUGCGCAAUCCUCAAAUCAAGAGGCAGCCAAGCCCCCUGGCCACGGGCUGAAGACGUGGGAGCUGUCGAAAGGCGAUUUGAACACGCUUCUCGAUCUCAGCAAGAGGCUGGACUUGGAUGGAGAGAUUACGCCAGUCAUGGCCUGGGGCAUGGUCCUGAGCCACCCAAGGCUGCUAGAACUGGCUGGACAUGACUUGCAGAAGUUGAUGGAUGAGCUUCAAGGCAAGGUUCGGUGUUACGGAUUCGGCGCUGUAAUGGAGGAAUUCGAGGUUCGAGACGCAUUGAAUGCCAUAUUCUGUAUAAAACCAGAGGCCACGAUGUGGAUAUCAUUCCCGAACUUUCAGGAAUACACACCCUCCUGCAUCGAUAUCGAUUCUUUAAUCAUGGCGCCGGCUUCUUUGGCCGAUCUCAUCUCGGCCUUGCCGGCUGAGGAUGGAUGGGGACCAGCGAACGUUUCCGAAACCACACUGAAUGGCGUGCCCUACGCCCCGUUCUCCAAAGGCGAUAAGCUCGGUCGCAUGGCAGACUGGACGUCGGACAGCAAGGACGGUAGGGAUGGACGAGGUGGAAGACAGCAGUACAACCGCAACUACCGAGAUCAGCAAAUAUACGGCGCUGGAACCGCUGCCAUUUUCGCUGCCCCUGUAGCCGAGGCCGACGAAGCAUCCUUUUCCGUCGUCAGCAGAGAACAGGUCAAGACUAGAUACGGCCGUGGCGCAGUCUUCACCCGAGGUGGUCGUGGGCAACGCGGCGGUCGAGGCCAGGAUACAAGAGGCGGUAGAGGCACGCUUCAGCGAGGUGGUGGACGAGGUGGUCAACAAAACUACGGCUACGACAGCCGCGGCGGUAGAAACAACGCCCGAGGCGGUCGUCGCUUUGGCUGGAAGGACUACGACAAGCCUUCUCGAAACCGCGAUGCUAGUAUCAACAUCAAGGCCGACUGGAAACUGCUGGAGGAGAUUGACUUUAACAGGCUGCUUAAGCUCAACCUGGACGCUGAUGAAGGAGAGGACAUUGAGAGCUACGGUUUCCUCUACUACUACGACCGCUCGUUCGACAAGCAGCCCGUCAAGGCCGCCGAGCGAAGACUUACUGCCCUGGACCGCGCCACGUACAAUGUCACAACUUCCUCGGACCCCGUCAUCCAAGAGAUGGCAGACAGGGGCGAGGCAACCAUCUUUGCCACCGACAGCAUCCUCUCUAUGCUCAUGUGUGCACCCCGAUCUGUCUACCCCUGGGAUAUUGUCAUUGUUCGCCAGGGCAACAAGAUCUUCCUGGACAAGCGUGAGAACGCCGCGCUUGAUAUGGUGACUGUUAACGAAAACGCUGCCGACGCCCCUCUCGAGACAUCGGAAGGCAACAAGGACAUGCUCAACCACCCCGGUGCCCUCGCCGAAGAGGCGACCUACAUUAACCACAACUUUGCCAACCAAGUCGUGGUGGAAAACCAAAAGGUCGAUAUGGCCAACGAAAACCCCUUUUACAACGCCGCCGAGGAAUCGGAGCCCCCUGCGAGCAAGGCAUACAAGUACCGGAAGUUUGACCUCUCUACUAGUGACGAGGAGCCGAUAUAUCUGGUGGUCCGAACUGAGCUCGACGCUGUGCAGAAGAAUGUAAUUAGCGGUGAAGACCAGUAUAUGACUGUCAAGGCGCUCAAUGAGUUCGACAACAAGGCCCAAGGAAGUGGUGGCGCCUUGGACUGGAGGACCAAGCUCGUCAGUCAACGUGGUGCCGUCGUGGCCACCGAGAUGAAGAACAACAGCGUCAAGCUUGCCCGAUGGACCGUGCAGAGCAUCCUGUCCAAGGCCGACGUCAUGAAGGUUGGUUUCGUUUCUCGAGCUACCCCCAAGACCAAUGACAAGCACGUCAUCCUGGGUGUUGUCGGCUGGAAGCCGCGCGACUUCGCAAACCAAAUGAACCUGUCUCUCUCCAACGGUUGGGGUAUCGUCCGCACGAUUGCCGACAUGUGUCUUAAGCGUGAGGAGGGCAAGUUCAUCCUCGUCAAGGACCCGAACAAGUCCAUCCUGCGGCUGUAUGAGGUCCCCGCCGGCAGCUUCGAUGACGAUGGAGAGGAAGAAACUAUGGCCGAGCCAGAGCUGGCCGAGGAUUAA